CUGGGCUUGUGGGCAGAGGGCUCUGGGCGUGGGAAGGCUAGAGCCCGUACUCCGCAAGCAGAGGGUUGGGAGAAUCAGCCGAGGCCGAGGGACCUGCCCCAGCCUCCGGACAAGAUGGAUCGGCAUGGAGGCCGGAGGGGGCACAACCGGGGAGGCUGGAAGCAAAGCUGGGGGUCUGCAGGAGGAUAGCCCCGUAUUGAGCUGAGAUGGCUCAAGCCUAACAUUCCAUGAUCCAGGAUCGUGACAGAUGUGCACAGGGUGCUGCUGUUGCUGCUGUGGGUGAUUUGGAACCACGAGGCAGCCCAAGGCCAGGAGACAAGGCAUUUUCUCUGCCUGGAUGUGUGGGAACUCCCUGCCAACUUGAUUGGUGGAUCUGGGGGGGAUCCACCCCCACCCCACCAGCAAAGCACAAUUGAUUUUGUGGGGUGGGGCUUCACGUGCCAGCCAGCUGAAGGAUGGCCACCCCUGUGGUCACCAAGACAGCCUGGAAGUUGCAAGAGAUCGUCGCCCAUGCCAGCAAUGUGUCCUCACUGGUGCUGGGCAAGGCCUCCGGGCGACUGCUGGCUACCGGCGGGGAUGACUGCCGCGUCAACCUGUGGUCCAUCAACAAGCCCAACUGCAUCAUGAGCCUGACGGGCCACACGUCCCCAGUGGAGAGCGUCCGCCUCAACACCCCGGAGGAGCUCAUCGUGGCCGGCUCCCAGUCGGGCUCCAUCCGCGUCUGGGACCUGGAAGCUGCCAAAAUUCUUCGCACACUCAUGGGACACAAAGCCAACAUCUGCAGCCUGGAUUUCCACCCAUACGGCGAAUUUGUAGCCUCCGGUUCCCAGGACACGAACAUCAAGCUUUGGGACAUCAGGAGGAAAGGCUGUGUCUUCCGAUACAGGGGUCACAGCCAGGCCGUGCGGUGUCUCCGGUUCAGCCCCGAUGGGAAGUGGUUGGCGUCGGCCGCAGAUGACCACACUGUGAAGCUCUGGGAUCUAACUGCUGGCAAGAUGAUGUCCGAGUUCCCGGGUCACACGGGGCCUGUCAACGUGGUCGAGUUUCACCCCAAUGAGUACCUCCUGGCCUCCGGCAGCUCUGACAGGUGAGGAGGAGGUGCGGGCAAGUCGCUCGUGUCUGCAGCUCUUCGCCACCGUGUCCUCUGCAUGUCUCUGCUCCCGCUCUGUCACUGUCUGGGGUGUCAUACACUUGAUGAUCCUUUGGAUUUCAGCCAAGCCAGGAUGGAACCCUGCUCCAUCUCCCCUGCUCGUUCCCUGGCCCCAGUGUCCCAGGUCUGUGGCUUCAUGGGCAGGUUUGCACCCAAGGCACCUAGUGGGGCCCUAUAGGGCAGGAGGCUUACAGCUGUUGUGGCCAGCCCAGGGGCCAGGGCCAUCGGACUCAGCCUCCCCCUUGCAAAGUCAGGGCCAACCCUGCCCCAGCCAUUGUUCCUGGUGGCCGUGCCCUGGGGCGAGCUUUCUAGAGAAGCUGGUUCCUAGGGGCCUGUGGAGGCCAGGACUCGGGGAGAGGCUUCACAGCACAGCCUGGCUGCCUUUGCAGGACCAUCCGCUUCUGGGACCUGGAGAAGUUCCAGGUGGUGAGCUGCAUCGAAGGGGAGCCUGGACCUGUCAGGUACGCAGGCACGCGUGGGUAGCGCAGCGCUCCUCUGGGCAGCAGGGCGUGGCUGCGGGUGGGCCUUUCCCUUCUCUGCUCUGUGCCCUCCCUGCCCCAGGCUCCCUGGGUUCCUUGGGGUGGGGACCAGGCUGGGUGCCGCAGGACCCAGAGCCAUCUCUCGCCUGGCCCAGGAGCGUCCUCUUCAACCCGGACGGCUGCUGCCUGUACAGCGGCUGCCAGGACUCGCUGCGCGUCUACGGCUGGGAGCCUGAGCGCUGCUUUGAUGUCAUCCUCGUCAACUGGGGCAAGGUGGCUGACCUGGCCAUCUGCAAUGACCAGCUGGUGAGAGAGCCAUGGCGCCCACCACCCCCUACUCCCACGGGGCCACCCGCCUUCCUCCACCCCAGACCCCUUUUCCUACCCCACCCUGGGGCUGGGAUUUUGCCCUCUCAGCUUACAGGCCCGGCCCCAACUUUCCACUUUCUGCAGAUCGGCGUGGCCUUCUCCCAGAGCAACGUCUCCUCCUAUGUGGUGGAUCUGACUCGUGUCACCAGGACUGGCACGGUGGCCCGGGACCCUGUGCAGGACCACCGGCCCCUCGCGCAGCCGCCGCCCAACCCCAGCGCCCCGCUCCGGCGCAUCUACGAGCGGCCCAGCACAACCUGCAGCAGGCCCCAGAGGGUGAAGCAGAACUCAGAGAGCGAGCGCCGCAGCCCCAGCAGCGAGGAUGACCGGGACGAGCGUGAGUCUCGAGCCGAGAUCCAGAAUGCCGAGGACUACAACGAGAUCUUCCAGCCCAAGAACAGCAUCAGUCGGACACCACCCCGGAGAAUUGAGCCCUUCCCUGCACCCCCAGAGGAUGACGUGGCCACAGCAAAGGAGGCAGCAAAGCCCAGCCCUGCCAUGGAUGUGCAGUUCCCGGUGCCAAACCUGGAGGUCCUGCCCCGGCCCCUGGUCGUCGCUUCCACACCUGCACCUGCACCCAAGGCUGAGCCUGCCAUCAUCCCCGCCACCCGCAAUGAGCCCAUCGGCCUGAAGGCCUCUGACUUCCUGCCCGCUGUGAAGAUAUCCCAGCAGGCCGAGCUGGUGGACGACGAUGCCAUGUCACAGAUCCGCAAAGGCCAUGACACCAUGUGUGUGGUGCUCACCAGCCGCCACAAGAACCUGGACACUGUGCGGGCUGUGUGGACCACGAGCGACAUCAAGACGUCGGUGGACUCUGCUGUGGCCAUCAACGACCUGUCAGUGGUAGUGGACCUCCUGAACAUCGUCAACCAGAAAGCCUCCCUAUGGAAGCUGGACCUGUGCACCACGGUCCUGCCACAGAUCGAGAAGCUUCUGCAGAGCAAGUAUGAGAGCUACGUCCAGACGGGCUGCACCUCCCUGAAGCUGAUCCUGCAGCGGUUUCUGCCCCUCAUCACGGACAUGCUGGCGGCCCCGCCCUCCGUGGGUGUGGAUAUCAGCAGGGAGGAGAGGCUGCACAAGUGCCGGCUCUGCCACAAGCAGCUCAAGAGCAUCAGCGGCCUGGUCAAGAGCAAGUCGGGCCUGAGCGGCCGCCACGGCAGCACCUUCCGCGAGCUGCACCUGCUCAUGGCCAGUCUAGACUGAGGAGCGGUGGGCGGGGCGCCCGGCAGCCCACAGGGCCUGGCCUCAGCCCCCACUCCUGUUCCUUCUGCGCCCACCGGCCCGUGAGCCCCUGCUGCUGCCCUGUGGCCAUCCUGGAGGUGGUGACGCUGGUGCCUGGCCACCUGUACAGCCCCAAACUCUGAGACAACUCUCUCCAGCAGCAGCUGCCCAGCUUGGCCCAACUGUUGCUUCUUGGGGCAGCGAACUGAGCUCUGGGGCUGCUGCUGUAAUUUAUAAGGCAAAUUUUAUUAAAUUUGUAGCUAUU
Molecule: messenger RNA, 3484 nt
Organism: Cebus imitator (Panamanian white-faced capuchin)
Lineage: Eukaryota; Metazoa; Chordata; Mammalia; Primates; Cebidae
Gene: KATNB1
Product: katanin regulatory subunit B1
Exons: 17
Coding region: 1054-3201 (715 amino acids)
Biological process (GO): microtubule depolymerization; microtubule severing
Cellular component (GO): katanin complex
Molecular function (GO): microtubule binding
Source: RefSeq, a predicted model, not a curated record